AUGGCGACUGCUGGCCCCUCCACGCACAGCGCAACCGUCAGCACCAACAGCGGCACCGUGGACAUGUCGAUCCACAACGACAGCCACGGCGGGGCCGCCCGCGGUGGCGGCGGGCGCCGCGCGGGCGGCCGUGCGGGGCGCCACCUCGGGGCCGCGCCUCGUGGUGGCGACGACGAGGACGGCGAGGAGGGCGGCGCUCAGACCUCUCGUGACGGCGAGGCGCGCGGCGAGCCUAUUGGCUCCCAGCUGCUGAUGGGGGAGGCGUCCGGCGGCGGCGGCGGCGACGGCGGCGAAGGCGCGGCGGACGGCAUGGAUGCGGACGCGAACGGCGAUGGGGAGGACGGCGGCGGCUUGAGCGGGGCUGCCGGCAUGGGCGGCGGCGGCGGCGGCGGCGGCAGGGGCUUGCAGCCAGGCGACCCGCGGCGGCGGCGCGCGCCCGCGGUGAUGGCGUCGCUGAGCGGGACGCACGACCCGGCGCUGGAGGCGAUGCAGCAUGCGGGCGCGGCGCAGGAGGGCGCGGGCUGGCUAGGCAGCCCGCCGCCCGACGGCGGCCCCGCCAUGCCAGCCAGCAGCGCCGCGCAGCCGGGCCCGCCGGCGCGCGGGCUCGGCGGGCGGCGCGGCAGCGGCAGCGUGACGCCGGGCGCCGGCGGUGGCGCCGCUGCGGGAGCGGCGGAUGCAGAGGCUGCGGUUGGCGCGUCGGGGCAGCUUGGGGAGGUGCCUGAUGCGCAGCCCCCAGGAUGGCGGCCGCGGCCGCUGCGCUGA
Molecule: messenger RNA, 762 nt
Organism: Monoraphidium neglectum
Lineage: Eukaryota; Viridiplantae; Chlorophyta; Chlorophyceae; Sphaeropleales; Selenastraceae
Exons: 2
Coding region: 1-762 (253 amino acids)
Source: RefSeq, a predicted model, not a curated record